UUAAAUGUUUUAAUACAUUAUUUUAAAAUUUCUGCCAAUUUUUUUAUUUACCAAAAUGUUGACACCCAUUGAAAUCAUCAAGGAGCCACGUAUAAUGAUGAAUGGCUAUAAUCUCAUCACUCUGGGAGGCUGAGGCAGGAGGGUCACGAGGUGGAGCCCAGCCUGGGCAAUUUAGCAACCUAGUGAGACCCUGUCUCAAAAUAAAAAAUAAAAUGGGCAGUGUGAAGGCCCCGCGUUCAAUCCCUUUUAAAACAAAAAAGACCAAGGAUGCAAACGUGAGAAAGCCCGAUUUGGUGGAAAGGGGGCCAAGCUGCACAGCCGGAGGUCUGGAUGCCCCGCGGCCUCUGCCCCUGGCUUCCUGGAGCGGUUUAGGAAACAACCCCGCCUUGCCCGCUGUACAGCGGCCGGCCGGUCCUCGUCCUGGCUUCUCACAGGGCUGCGCCAAGGGCAAAGAGAAGGUGACCGCGCGCUUUGUCACCCCAGGACCGGGGCGAAGGUGCGAAGCGGGCUCUCCGGAGACCUUCGCCCGGGCUGCCCCUUCCUGUACGGCACCGACUGCGGAACAGCCGGUUCCCCAGCUCGCGUUUGUAAAUCCGGCCCCGCGCUGCGGCCUGGGCCUGAGACCCCGCCCCGGGACCGGGUCACCCCGAUUGUUUACUAACAGCAGUCGCCCGGCAACCCGAGAGGCCGGCCUCGAACCCUGCCCGCUUAGGGAACUCACCUGCCAGGAAUUCUCCUUCCUCUGCCUGCCCGGGCAGGUUCUUCCCAUUUUAGUGCAACCCUCGGAACUUCCCGACCCGGAGAGUGGGCCGAGGUCUCCCGGCCGAGAGUCAGCGCCCUCUCGGGCUCCGCCCGGCCCGUUCCGCAGCCCCGGAGGCCUGGUCCAGGCUGGGGCGGGGCAGGGAGAGGGGCGGGAGGGGCCUGCUUCCACCCAGCCGCCGCCCCUGGAGUCACCCACCAAGACAGACCCAGUUGGGUCCAAGCUCCUCCUCCAAGAAAUCUACGCCUGUGCAGGAUGAACCAGCCCCGGCUCAUCCCAUCAUCCAAUCAACACCACAAGCCACACGAACUUCGUGCGCGCGUGUUACGAGGACUGAACUCAGGGCCUCCGAACUGAGCUGCAUCCUCACUCCUUUCUUUAUUUUUUAUCAGGGAUCGAACUUGAGACCUUGCGCUUUCGAGACAGGCACAGAACCACUGAGCUAAAUCCCUAGCUCGACUUCUUUUCUUUUAAAAUAUCUCAGGUAUUUCAUUGUGGUAAUAAAAAGUGAACUGAUAUAGCUGCCAAAAUUUAAAGAGUAGAAAUUCGUAAAACAGUGUAGACAAAGGAAUAACUGGAGUUAUUUCUGUCUGCUUGAACUUUUAAUUUGUGUUUGAUAGUGGAAAAGAGCAAAUUACAGGCGAGAUUUCUGUUUUGUUUGGAAAAGGCUAAUGUAACCAUUUCAACUGGGCCUGGUGGUGAGUGCCUAUAAUCCCAGCACUCAGAGGCUGAGGCAGGAGGAUCACUGCAAAUUCAAGGCCAGUCGGAAUUUCACGAGGAGACCUUGUCUCCAGAAAAAACAUUCCUGUUCACGAUCAGCGUUGACAGUCAUUUUGUCUAAUAGAUGACAGUGCUGAAAAUAACUCGUGUCAACCAGGGGUGGUGACGGCGCCUUAGAUCUGCGGGUGACCCUGGCGGAGCGCCUGCCUGAUCUGCCUGCUGUGAAGACACUGGCGGUUCUUAAAAUUUUAAAAAGACGGGCGGUGCGAGGCGCCCCCAGACGCAGCUGCCGUGAGAGAGAGCCGGCCCAGCCCAGCCCGCGUCCGCCCUCCUGUGCUGGACGCGCAAGACUUAUAGGAGGAGGAAGUGGGAGUUUCACGUUUACUUUCUUUAAAAAAAGGAACGCUCUGGUGUUUCAUGUUUAGCAAGCACUUACUCCGACUUAAAAGAAUCUUCAUCAACUUCCAUCCCCCAAAUUACUGGAUAUAAAAAGUCGCAUUUGUUUUUCUUUGUGCUGCUUGCUGUCAUUUAUCAGCCACCAUUUUGCUCAUUUAGUAUUUAUUCCUACUGUACGUCCUCGUUAAUUUAACACUGUGAUGCGAUUGGACUGUAAAUAAUGAACUUAACAAUAAUCUUUUUGUGUAUCAGUUACAAAGAAAAAGUACUUAUUAAUAACUUUUGUGUAACCCUCCAAUUUACUAGUGAUAUAAUCUCUUCUUUUUUCAAAUUAUUUAUUUAUUUAAGAUGGAUUCUCACUGUGUUGCCCAGGCUGAUCUCAAACUCCUAGGCUUAUUAUAAGUGAUCCUCCUGACUCAGCCUCCUGAGUGCUGGGAUCACAGGCAUGUCCCACCAUGCCCAGCUUAGGUAACAUUCUUAAGUGCUUUAUAAUAAGAACUCAUUUGGUCCACACUAUACAAGUAGACCCUCUUUUAAAGAUGAGUCCUCACUGGUUGUGCAGGCUGGUCUCAAACUCCUGGGCUGAAGCAAUUCUCCCGCUUCAGCCUCCUGAGUGGCUGGGACUCCAGGCCCACCCCACGCCUGCCGAGCCCCUUCUGCAGACCAGGGUCCCUGUCAGCUUGGGGGUUAGAUCAGGGUUCUUCAAACGCUGAGCCCCGGGGCCAAAUCAGGCAGGCCGCCAUGCUGGUUGCUGGUCCCGGAAGCCGGGCCCAUGCCGAGCCCGCUGGUUUCCCAUGGGGAUGCAGUUACAGGACGGCUUAUGAGCCACACCAGCAAGUCCAAGUCCCGGCUUCUCCUCUGUGAUCCGAUCCGUGGUGUAACCCGCCCACACCUGUUUCCUGUCUAUUAUA
Heterocephalus glaber (naked mole-rat) is the source of this 2787-nucleotide messenger RNA. The record is from RefSeq and is a predicted model, not a curated record. Lineage: Eukaryota; Metazoa; Chordata; Mammalia; Rodentia; Bathyergidae.